UUAAACCCUAACAAGUAACAAUAAUAGUAAUCUAACAAGUGUGCUAAAACCCUCUGGUCAUACACAACCAUUUCACACAGCCAUCAUCAUGUACCGGAUUCUGUCAUCUUUAACUUCCUCAAUCAGGUCAUCUACUUCAAGAAAACUGGUAUCUAGUAGAGUUUCAUGGAGCAGAAACUAUGUUGCCAAAGAUAUCGAGUUUGGCACUCGGGCUAGGGCUUCCAUGUUGCUUGGUGUGAACCAGCUUGCUGAAGCUGUAAAGGUCACAAUGGGACCGAAGGGACGUAAUGUGAUUAUAGAGCAAAGUCAUGGAAGUCCUAAAGUCACAAAAGAUGGUGUUACUGUAGCCAGAGGUAUCAACUUUGAGGAGAGGGCUAAGAACAUCGGAGCUGAUUUGGUGAAGCAGGUUGCAAGUGCAACUAAUUCUGUAGCUGGAGAUGGUACAACUUGUGCCACUGUUCUGACUCAAGCAAUAUUCACGGAGGGUUGUAAGUCUGUAGCUGCAGGCGUAAAUGUUAUGGAUUUGCGAAGUGGUAUUAGUAUGGCUGUUAAAGCUGUUAUAGCUGAUUUGAAAAGUCAAGCAGUUAUGAUAAGUACACCAGAAGAAAUCACACAGGUAGCCACCAUCUCAGCGAAUGGGGAGCGUGAGAUUGGUGAAUUGAUAGCAAGAGCUAUGGAGAAAGUUGGAAAAGAUGGAGUCAUUACAGUUGCUGACGGUAAUACUCUGGAUAAUGAACUAGAAGUUGUUGAGGGGAUGAAGCUAGGUAGAGGAUACAUCUCUCCUUAUUUUGUUACCGAUGUGAAGACACAAAAAUGUGAAUUGGAGCAUCCAUUGAUCUUCAUUCAUGACAAAAAAUUAUCAGACAUGAACUCACUUGUCAGAGUCUUGGAGCUAGCUGUAGAGAAUCGUAGACCUCUGCUAAUUGUGGCUGAAGAUUUGGAAAGUGAUCUGCUGACAAUGCUGAUCAUUAACAAGCAUCAAGCUGGACUUAAGGUGUGUGCGAUUAAAGCUCCUGGAUUUGGAGACAACAGGAGAGCCAAUCUAGAAGACUUGGCAGUGCUUACCGGAGGGGAGGUAAUUAGUGAGGAACGUGGAUUAAGCCUUAAUGAUGUUAAACUUGAAAAACUUGGUACUGCAAGAAAGGUCACUGUUUCCCUUGACGAUACCAUUAUUCUACAUGGUGCUGGUGAUAAGAAGCAGAUUGAAGAAAGAUGCGAGGAAUUAAGGUCGACCAUUGAGAACAGUACUGCCAUGUUUGACAAGGAGAAAGCACAAGAGAGGCUGUCAAAGUUAUCAGGAGGCGUUGCAGUCUUCAAGGUUGGAGGGGUUAGCGAGGCAGAAGUUGGAGAAAGAAAAGACAGGGUUACCGAUGCUCUGAAUGCUACAAGAGCAGCUGUGGAAGAGGGAAUAGUUCCAGGUGGCGGGGUUGCCCUCCUAUAUGCUACUAGGGUUCUUAAAAGCCUUGAAACUGCAAACGAGGACCAGAGGAGAGGAGUUGAAAUAGUCGAGAAUGCUCUCAAGGCACCUGCUUUCACAAUCGUCUCAAAUGCUGGUGGUGAUGGUGCCAUGGUUCUUGGCAAGCUAUUGGAGCAGGAUGAUCUUCAUUUUGGAUUUGAUGCUGCCCAAGGCAAAUAUGUAAACAUGGUGAAAGCUGGAAUUAUAGAUCCUCUGAAAGUUGUGAGAACAGCCUUAGUAGAUGCUUCGAGUGUCUCAUUGCUAUUAACAACCACGGAGGCUGCUAUUGUUGACCUUAAAGGAGAGAAAAACCCACUUGCAAAUCGGAUGCCUAACAUGGACGAUAUGGGGAUGGGAUUCUGAGGCUAUAAGGAGUGGACGAUUAUCUGCAGCAAAAAUCUCUAUUCUGGUAUUCUACCGUGCAGGCAAGUACGCUUGCAACAUAUUCAAGUAAUGGACUGGAUUAUGACCCUUUAUUUAAUCAUUGAAUUGUAUCAUUUUCCUCAUAAAGGCUUUGGCAUUGGUAUUGUUGUAGGCAAACUAUGAUAGAAAUGAGGUUAUAUAGAAUUGGAAUUUUGGAACAUGAUAGUAAGAUUUGUUAAGUUCAGAUCGCUAA
Molecule: messenger RNA, 2072 nt
Organism: Erigeron canadensis
Lineage: Eukaryota; Viridiplantae; Streptophyta; Magnoliopsida; Asterales; Asteraceae
Product: chaperonin CPN60-like 2, mitochondrial
Exons: 17
Coding region: 89-1819 (576 amino acids)
Biological process (GO): protein refolding
Cellular component (GO): mitochondrion; cytosol
Molecular function (GO): ATP binding; ATP-dependent protein folding chaperone
Source: RefSeq, a predicted model, not a curated record